Messenger RNA from Paramacrobiotus metropolitanus, 3544 nucleotides. RefSeq lists its product as uncharacterized. Gene Ontology annotation, biological process: receptor-mediated endocytosis; intracellular protein transport. The transcript is spliced from 16 exons. Gene Ontology annotation, molecular function: structural molecule activity; clathrin light chain binding. Bases 11 to 3238 code for a protein of 1075 amino acids. Lineage: Eukaryota; Metazoa; Tardigrada; Eutardigrada; Parachela; Macrobiotidae. Gene Ontology annotation, cellular component: clathrin complex; clathrin coat of coated pit; clathrin coat of trans-Golgi network vesicle. The record is from RefSeq and is a predicted model, not a curated record.
ACACUAACGCAUGCGCAAGGCGAGCGCCUUUAUUGCGAAACUUGCUAAUUGUGGUUUUCGAGGUCGAGACCCGUUAGUCAUGGCAGAUUUUGGUUCCGGGCUUUCCGUGGCGGCAGUUGCGAAGAUUUCCGAUUUGAUUCGGUCAUGGAACAGCGGAAAAAGCAUGACGAUGACAUCCGAGCACUGCAUUACGGUGUGCAGCCAGGGUGAUCUUUGGUCCGCCUCAAGUCUGUUUUUCAUUCAACUAGCAGGUUCACAGACUAACGUGACCCGAACUGAAUUCGAACGCGGCCGUAUGCGAGACCGCAUUAUCAGUGCCGCCCGCAGUCCGAACGGGAAAGUGUGCCUCGUUCUAAAUGCUGGCAGUGUUCUGCGAGUGAGCACAGUAGAAAAGGAAAUAAUUGCCGAAUGGCCCGAAAAUACCGUACCAUCGGUGGACUUCGCUGGAUGGAUUGAUAACACUAACGCAGUGAUUCUAACGGAACAAGAAAUUAUCCACAUGGAAGCGUUAAGCGGGAAAGUCGGUUGGAGUAUUUCUCGCAACGAGGUUGUGGCGAAAUGCUACACUGCCACCGAUUAUCAGCUAAGCCAUUCGAGAAAGUGGUCGUUUCUGGCACUAAUUAAGCUUGAUGAAGACCAAGCAAGAGGCCUCGUGAAUGUAUUCCAGUUGAAAUCAGGAACUUCGAAAACCUUCUAUGGCUUUGCGGCUGCUUUUGCGCCGACACUAGCGGCGAAUGACGACGUUGUAUUGGUCGCCAGCACCGUUCCCAACAGCAAGAACCGCAUCCUUGUCACGUCUCUCACAUUAGCGGACGCUCAGUUUCCAGGGUAUGACAGUUUAAGCAAAGAUGCUUCCCUUGCGAUCGAGAACCCAUUGGAUACAAACAGAGCGGUUAAUGACUUCCCGAUUGCCGUUACGGUUCAUUCCACAAAUGGACUGCCGUUUGCAUUUAUCACCACCAAAAUGAAUUAUGUACAUCUGAUUGAUUAUCGGAAGAUGUGCCACUUGGCGUCCACGAAGUUGACCGAAGAUGAGAGCACCAAUUGUGUUGUGCACAGCGCGCGGUCUUCUGGGGGUGUGAUGGUAAUUAACAGUGACGGGAUGGUAUUCGGGGUCAGCGUGUCCCUUGAUAAUUUGGUAGCGACUCUGUUAAGUAAAAAUCUUCCGCUGGAAGCCUUAAAGUAUGCAGUUCGGCUGAACAUUCCAAUGGGGAACGACAUAUUUAUGCGGAUGGUCCAUGUUGUACGCGGCGCGACGGUGGACUUUGAAACCAUCUGCGCCCUGCUCAGGGUGAAUGUGGUUCAUUUAUCGGGCGAUCAAGCCAAGGAGAUGUUUAAAUGGAUAGUUGAUAUGGCUUCACACACUCCUCAUCAUUCUAUGCUCAUCGGUCAUCUCGCCAUGAAGCUUAGCGACAGAAUUGGUUUGGACGUUUUAAUAAGCAUGUUCGAGCGCAGUGCUAACACAGAACGUCUGUUUAUGUUUCUGAAGUCUCUGGCGCCGAAGAAGAUGACAGAGAGUGCUUUAUUGCAACUUGUCAAAGUGGCCUUGAAGCAUGGUCUUAUACAAAUCCUGGAGCUUCAUUUUAUCACCGUCAACAGCAAGAUUUUGUUUGCGGAUUCGGUAAUAGAUUGUUUGAUGUCCGAAAAUGCUGCACCAGGUUCGAAGCAUGCCGUGGAUGAACUCGUGGAAAAGCUGUGCAUUAAGUACAGUCUCAUCAUACAUCUCGUAACGCUCAGAGUGCGCAACGAACAGCCGGUGCGACUAGACGAAUUGCUUGGAAACAUGCCAAAAGAGGAAUUCAAGGAACAAUUGUGCAUGAUCAUUGAAAUUCUUCUACAAUAUAGCCCUGAUCUGGGUGCACUGGAGGUGAAGUACAAUUUGGGACUGACCGCUGACAUGUUGCAAACCGUCUAUCCUGACGUUCUUCAAUCCCUAAAGAAAAAUGAAACGCGGUGCGGAAAGCGGAUGGAAAACAGUUUCCGCCGAUCAGUGCCAAAGGGGAACACAACGACCAGCUUUCUGGAAUAUAUUGUGGGAAAGGGCAUACCCGAUGAAACCGUGCAUUCUCAGCUGGUGAAGCUGUACAUUGAAACCAUGGAAGACGAUAAGCUGAACCAAAUUUUGAGGAACGACAAAUUUUAUGAUGCGGUAGCCGUUGGCCAAUGGUGUGAAAAGAACAAUUGGCUGACUAAGGCUUUGAUGGUAUACGAAGAGCGACGCCUUAGUGCAGAUUUUAUCCGACUGAGCGGCGACCUCGGUGUAUACAAGCGUCAGUUUAACUACCUCCUAAAGUUAAGCAGUAAAGACCAUUGGGAAAGCGUUCUGAGUCCGAUCAAUGGAAAACGCGCGUACCUGGUUAACAUUAUGUUACAUCAACCAGAAGCGGGCUACAACACAGUUUCUGGCGACUUUGAACAGGUGGCCGUACUCGUCGCGACUAUUGCCGAGACUGAUUUGGUAUCCGAAACCCAGACCUUCAUCCGCCGACUGUUAUCCACAACUGUCGGCAAAGACCAGAUCUUGUUUCUGCAAAAGCAUGCCGUUCGAUCUUUAUUAGGAAGUGGAUAUCCCCCAGAGAAAAUUCAGCAGGUGUUCGGCGAGCAGUUAUACACAUAUGAUCCGUGCAUAGUUGCCGAGGCACUCGUUCAAGGAGGAAUGCUGCGGUUUGCCAAAGACAUACUUGUCAAGGGAAAAUGCUGGAAAGAAGCCGCGCAGUUGGUUGCGGCUCACCGAACCGAAGGACUCGGCGAUAUCAAGGAACUGGCUUUUCUUAGCCGUGAUCCGGAGUUACUGGCGACAGUCGCCGAGAAUUACUUGAAAUCGGGCGAACUUGUUUUGGCACUGCGGUAUUUUCUGGAAGCGGGUCGAUUUAAAAAAUAUAAACUCAUCUGCUCGAUGGUGCCGUUGGACAGCAGUUUCGCCGAAUGGGAACUGUUAAUUCGCUUUCUGGAGGGUGCGCUAUCCACCACUAAAGACCCAUCGGUUUGUGUGACGCUGGCACUGGCUUAUGGGAAAACCAACCGGACGCACGAUCUGAAGAAAUUGAUGGCCAACGAAAGCGGGUCAAGCGGAAUGCUGGAUGUCAAUUGUUGCCGCAUAUGUGAAGAUCUGCCAAAGAAUGUGACAUUCGUCCCAUGCGGCCAUAUGGUAGUCUGUAUGGACUGCGCAAAAGAACUCAGCAUCUGCCCCAUAUGUCGCAAGCCGAUCGACCUGAAGGUGAAAACGUUUAGUGUAUAGCGCAAUCGAUGCGCUUGUAUGCUUCACGUAGGCGCAUUUAAGUGAUCAACGCAGUCCAAAUCCAUUCACUGGAUCGACUAUUGCUGAAAUCGCAUGGCUUGAUUUCUGCGUUUUCACUGCCGUUUGAUCGCGGAGGUGACGGUUACGCUAAUGUUGGAAUAAAGUGCAUAAAUAUUGCCGCCAUCAAUAUUCGGUCGCAAAGAUACUUUUACGUACAUAUUACUGAUGUGUGCUUUUAUUCUUUGGUCACCUCUUAAUUUGAUUCUUUGCUGCUAUAAAAAUGUCAGAAAGUCAGAAACCAUAAUA